AGGUUCAUAAACUCUACCUCACCCCUACCCCCCGCCCUCUACGAGGACAAAACUCCACUCUCUGCAGGUUGGACUUGCUGAUGCAAGAUGGCGGCCGGCGUGGCGACGUGGCUGCCGUUUGCGCGGGCGGCGGCAGUGGGUUGGCUGCCGCUAGCCAAGAAGACGAUGCCCAAACCUCCGGUGGACAACUCGUCCAGAUCAGAUGAGAUCCUGUACGUCAACGUCAGCGGCGUCAGGUUUCAGACAUGGAAGAACACUCUGGAUCGUUAUCCAGACACGCUGCUGGGCUCUUCAGAAAAGGAGUUUUUCUACAACGAGGACACGCAGGAAUACUUCUUCGACCGAGACCCUGAAAUGUUCCGGCACAUUCUGAACUUUUAUCGUACCGGGAAGCUCCACUACCCUCGAAACGAGUGCAUCCAGGCCUUCGAUGAGGAGCUGGCCUUCUACGGCAUCGUGCCAGAGAUCAUCGGAGACUGUUGCAUGGAGGAAUACCGAGACAGGAAAAAGGAGAAUCAGGAGCGUCUGGCGGAGGACACGGAGGCUAACGAAGCGAUGGACGCCCCCCUCCCUCCACACAGCACCUCCAGGGAACGACUGUGGCGAGCCUUCGAGAACCCCCACACCUCCACCAUGGCGCUGGUCUUCUACUACGUCACCGGCUUCUUCAUCGCCGUCUCCGUCAUCGCCAACGUGGUGGAGACGGUCCCCUGCCGGCCUCCUAAGGGCAGCGUCAAAGACCUUCCCUGCGGGGAGAAGUACCAGCUGGCCUUCUUCUGCAUGGACACGGCCUGCGUGCUCAUCUUCACCUUUGAGUACCUGAUGCGCCUGUUCGCCGCGCCCAGCCGCUGCAAGUUCAUGCGCUCGGUGAUGUCGGUGAUCGACGUGGUGGCCAUCAUGCCCUACUACAUCGGCCUGGUGAUGCCCGAGAAUGAGGACGUGAGCGGCGCCUUCGUCACCCUCCGGGUUUUCCGCGUCUUCCGGAUCUUCAAGUUCUCGCGUCACUCUCAGGGUUUGAGGAUUUUGGGCUACACGUUGAAGAGCUGCGCCUCCGAGCUCGGCUUCCUGCUCUUCUCCCUCACCAUGGCCAUCAUCAUCUUCGCCACCGUCAUGUUCUACGCCGAGAAGGGCACCAAGGGCUCCACCUUCACCUCCAUCCCGGCCUCCUUCUGGUACACCAUCGUCACCAUGACAACGCUGGGGUACGGCGACAUGGUUCCCAACACCAUCGCGGGGAAGAUCUUCGGCUCCAUCUGCUCGCUCAGCGGCGUGCUGGUGAUCGCCCUGCCGGUGCCCGUCAUCGUGUCCAACUUCAGCCGAAUCUACCACCAGAACCAGCGAGCGGACAAGAUGAGAGCACAGCAGAAAGUGCGUUUGGCUCGGAUCCGCAUGGCGAAGAAAGGCACAGCCAACGCCUUCCUCCAGUACAAAGAAGACCGAACACUCGGGGACCGGGACAGUGACAGCACGGCUCUGUGUGUGAAGAACAGAUCAGCGUUUGAGCAUCAACACAACCACCUGCUGCACUGUCUGGAGAAGACUACGAACCACGAGUUCACAGACGAGAUAACCUACAGCGAGCUGUGUAUGACGGAGUCGGUGGGCUUCAGGACCAGUCGCAGCACCUCCCUGUCCAGCCAGCAGGGGGCACAGAACAACUCCACCGGCUGCUGCCCCCGCCGGGCCAGGAGGAGAGCCGCCAUGCGACUGGCCAACUCCACUGUGUCUGUCAGCCGGGGGAGCGUUCAGGAGCUGGACACCCUGCACAUCAAAACCACCUCCAUACCACCACAAACUCGUUCCAGUCUGAAUGCUCAGGCGGACGACCUGAAGCUGAACUGUGGCGAACAAGAUUUCACCGCCGCCAUCAUCAGCAUCCCCACGCCGCCCGCCAACACGCCCGACGAGAGCCUCCCUCCAUCGCCCGCCCCCAUCCCAGGCAUCCUGCGGAACACCCGGGCCACAGCCUACACCCAGGACACGGUCAAAAUCUCCUCCUUGUAACCCCUCCCCCCACCCCACCCACCUCCUCCCUGACCAACACCCACCCCGCCACCCCACCAGCCUCCCUCCCCGAGAACUUUAAGAAUCCCUCUGAAACUCCAAUCCUGAACCCGGAGCGCUGCUAGCUGAGAAUUCGGGGACCAAGACUAGUCAGACGGAUACGUUACGUACCGCUGCUUUCACUUCCUCUCAUCAUUUUGUGGAUUACAUGGAAUGAACCGCAAUGGAGACAAAAUGGCUGACCAGACGGGAGGCAAAACAUACAAUGAUGCAAAAUCGGCAGUCAAUGGAAGCUGGAAAAUCAAGCAAACAUCAGAGACCUUAAAAGUCUUAAGAAUCACCCUUCAUGCACAUUUUAGACCCCAAACACGCACUUGACCCCCCUGCACAAUUUUGACCUUUUAACCCCAUUGCACAAACCUCGGGGAGAGCUCAUUCUCGACCAACAUCAGAAAAGAUGCCAAGACUUCCUGUGAAAGACAUUCAGCAUCCCGAAACCAGCUGACAGGUUGGUUUUGUUGGUGUCAUUUUGCAUCCCGACUGAACAUCACACUUUACAGGAGGGAUACAAAAUGGCAGCUAAAGACCAUGGUCGUAUUUUUGAGUCUGAACCCGGCAUGAAAAGACUAAGAGGACGGUGUCGGUCUCACAGCUGAAUCUAAGAGACUGUUGGAUGAUUGGAGG
This is a messenger RNA of Thunnus maccoyii (southern bluefin tuna), 2688 nucleotides long. It is a transcript of the gene kcnd1, whose product is annotated as potassium voltage-gated channel, Shal-related subfamily, member 1. Bases 88 to 2004 code for a protein of 638 amino acids. NCBI's taxonomy places the organism in Eukaryota, Metazoa, Chordata, Actinopteri, Scombriformes, Scombridae. Gene Ontology annotation, biological process: potassium ion transmembrane transport; protein homooligomerization. The transcript is spliced from 8 exons. Gene Ontology annotation, molecular function: A-type (transient outward) potassium channel activity; protein binding. Gene Ontology annotation, cellular component: voltage-gated potassium channel complex; membrane. The record is from RefSeq and is a predicted model, not a curated record.